This is a messenger RNA of Nematostella vectensis (starlet sea anemone), 970 nucleotides long. Its product is annotated as transmembrane protein 18. The record is from RefSeq and is a predicted model, not a curated record. Gene Ontology annotation, cellular component: nuclear membrane. The coding region runs from base 82 to 543 and encodes 153 amino acids. NCBI's taxonomy places the organism in Eukaryota, Metazoa, Cnidaria, Anthozoa, Actiniaria, Edwardsiidae. The transcript is spliced from 6 exons.
CAUUGCACUUAAACGCCUGUUUGAUUAUGAAUCAACGUGGAUUUGAAAGCGAACUUCAGUCAUAAAAUACACAAAAGAAAAAUGAAUUCGUCCUUUAUUCCAAGUGAUUGGUUACCAACAGACAAAAUAGAUGGAUUCUGGGAAUUUCUUAAAGCCAUUGAUUGGUCAGAGCCGUGGCUCCGAGUCCUGAUAGCAUUCCACUUCUUCACAUUUAUAGUCGUCAUUCUUCUAAGGAACCAUACCAACAUACAGGGUGUUAUAUUUUUAUUUUUGUUGGGUCUCGUCUAUGCAUCUGAACAGCUAAACAUUCUAGGAGAGAGGCACUGGAGGAAGUUUGCCAGGGAGCAGUAUUUUGAUUCUGGUGGCCUGUUUAUUAGUGUCAUUUUAUCUGUUCCUGUGCUUUUCAAUUGCUUUGUGAUAUUGGUAUCCUGGCUCUGGACUGCUUGCUCCAUGCUCAUUGUCGUUGGGAAAGGUCGGGUGAGAGAGAAACAGAAGCAGCUAGUGAAGGAAGCAAAAGAGGAAGAAAAGAAAAAGACUAAAUAGCACAGAAGAUAUACAUCCUGUAUAAUCCCUAAGAGACAUCACAUCCUCUACUGCUCUGGGAUUGACAGACGACAGCUGCGGAGCUCCUCCCAAGUACAGGUUUGAUGUCACGUCUAAAGCGACAGCGUUCCCAGGAGAUGUGAAAGCUACUGGUGGGUCAUUGUUCAAUUGUAGGCUUCCAGAAUUUCGAGUUCUAUUUAGGAUCACGGUGACUUCUGUGUUAAUGGUAACAGGCUGAGUUGUCUGCCCAAAACCUAUGCCACUCCCUAGAUCAAACCUUCCCUGGAUGAAGCUGUUGAAAUAAGAAAUAGUUUUGACUGUCUUAGUUCAAAGAUCAAAACUACUAGCUAGCCUAAACACAGUCAGCAUCAAAUAAAAAGUUUGUUGAAUUGUUGAGUGUAAAAUAAAGUGUCAUUUUGGAUGUUCA